AUGGCCCUCGAUACCUGCAAUGCCGUGGUGAACCCAUCGUUUGAGUCGGGGUCCUUGUACCCGUGGGUCCCAUCGGCUGUGAAUGUCGCAAAAGUCAGUAAUGGCACGAGCGCAUACAGCGGAGAUUACUACCUGUCAGUCCCCGGUUUCUGGAUUUCUUUCUCGUGGUGGACCGUGCAACUGAUAGACGCACACAUAUACAGUGAUCUCCAGACUGCCGUGGGCAAUCGAGGCAACACGAUAUCUCAGUCUCUCAAGCAUCUCGAGCCACGCACAAAGUAUACCUUCAGCGCAAGUGUACAAGUUCCAUCGCCAUCUGGUUCUGAGUACUGUGAUGUCUACGUCUAUAUGGGCCGCAAUGCGACCACGGGCCGGAUUGCAUCCUCGCAGCUGUUCACAUUUGGUGAGUGGACAUCCGUGACCGGUACCUAUUUCCCACGGAGGCCAGAGGAAACUUUGAACAUCAUUGCUAGUUGUGACUCAGAGGACUCCUCAGUUACCGGUCGUGUGUGGAUUGACGAUGUGAUCUUUAGCGGAGGCCACGAUUGUGGCGCUUUGUUGGACUGA
Molecule: messenger RNA, 567 nt
Organism: Penicillium daleae
Lineage: Eukaryota; Fungi; Ascomycota; Eurotiomycetes; Eurotiales; Aspergillaceae
Exons: 1
Coding region: 1-567 (188 amino acids)
Molecular function (GO): hydrolase activity, acting on glycosyl bonds
Source: RefSeq, a predicted model, not a curated record